AUGGCUAGUCCAAGCACCUGUGAGGAUGGCUACAACCUCCCUUAUAUCCUACCAAUGUUUGAGGUAUGUGGUGUCAGAGAGCAUCCAGUGAUGGGAUUACUUCCUACCAUACCAAAACUGAUUACAUCUGCCUCCCAGAAGAAGUGCCAGAGUGAAGGCAGCAGUGCCAUUCCACACGGCAAGCGAAUCUGUAGAUUUUCCGAUUGCCUAGACGAUCCGUGUAUGAACGGCCGGUGUGAAGACACAAUGACGGGCUUUGUGUGCCAUUGUCCCGCUGAAUUCACGGGGCGGAAAUGCGCAACACGUCUGAAUGAUUAUAAUCCAGACCAUUCCACGCCUUCACCAGGGAUCAGGAACUUAUAUCCUAAAGCAUUUGAAGAAGAUCUCAAUCCGAACAAAACAAGUUAUCGUUGUUUACUAGUGGAUACAACACCGCCAGAAGUCACAGGUUGCCCAACGAAUCAGACAGUCACUGUUUCUGUUGGGAUUACAAACCAUACGUUUACCUGGACACCGCCAUCAGCCACCGAUGAAUCUGGGAUUCUGUCGGUCAUCGCUGACAAUGAUCCCGGAGUGAGUGUUUCUGUAGGAGAACCUGUCACUGUAACAUACACUGUGACCGACAACAACGGGCUGACGAACACAGAGUGUUCUUUCAACCUCACUGUUAUACAAGAAGAAGAUACCACCAAACCUGUUGUUACCGGCUGCCCCAACAAUAUUAUAUUCACUGUCCCCGUUGGUACUUCUACCCAUACCUUUUACUGGCAAGCGCCAAUAGCUACGGAUGAUGCUGGGAUUGAAUCGAUCGUUUCUGAUCAUGAACCUGGCGUUGUGGUCUCUGUUGGCCAACCUAUCACUGUUACCUACACUGUCACUGACAAUAAUGGAUUGGUUAAUACAGAGUGUUCGUUCACCCUUACUGUCGUAAAUGCAGAAGAUACUGUUCCGCCAGAAGUAGUAGGAUGUCCUCAAGAUCAAACAAUCACUUUGCCUGUCAUGGAGAUUACUGCUGAUAGUGAUCCUCCUACGCAUUCAUUCACCUGGGAACCACCAACUGCUACUGAUGAUGCAGGGAUUCAAUCUAUUAUUGCCAAUAAGAAUCGUCCGCUGACUCUUUCUGUAGGUGAUACCGUCACUGUCACCUACACUGUGAUUGAUAACAGUGGGCUGAUCAACACAGACUGUUCUUUCACAUUCUCUCUUCAACAAGAAGCUGAUACUGUUCCGCCAGAAGUAGUAGGAUGUCCUCAAGAUCAAACAAUCACUUUGCCUGUCAUGGAGAUUACUGCUGAUAGUGAUCCUCCUACGCAUUCAUUCACCUGGGAACCACCAACUGCUACUGAUGAUGCAGGGAUUCAAUCUAUUAUUGCCAAUAAGAAUCGUCCGCUGACUCUUUCUGUCGGUCAUACCGUCACUGUCACCUACACUGUGACUGAUAAUAGUGGACUGGUCAACACAGACUGUUCUUUCACAUUCUCUCUUCAACAAGAAGCUGAUACGACCCCACCAGUGGUUAACGGUUGUCCUCCAGAUCAGACAAUCACUGCUGCUACUAGUUCGUCUACGGAAUCGUUCACCUGGAAUCCUCCAACUGCUACCGAUGAUGCAGGGAUUCAAUCUAUUGUUCCUAGUCUGGCUCCUCCGCUGACGCUUUCUGUUGGUAAUAGCUUCACCAUCACCUACACUGUGACUGAUAACAGUGGACUGACCAAUACAGGCUGUUCUUUCACGCUCUCACUUCAACAAGAAGAGCCCGAUGUAGUUGGAGGUGGACCGGUUCCGGAUGACGUCAAGCCGACAGUCCAUAACUGUCCCUCUGACCAGACGUUUACGAUUCCUGUCGAUGAUGCGAGUAUGACAUCCAAUACCUUCUCGUGGACACCACCGACAGCUUCCGAUGACUCUGGGAUUCAGUCGACGCAGUCGAGCCAUCACCAGGGCGUUGCGGUGUCUGUCGCUGACGGACCCCUCACCGUGACAUACACGGUGACUGAUAACAGCGGGAUGGUCAACUCCGAUUGCUCUUUCACCCUCACUACCCGAUAUGAAGAUCGUGAAUGGAAAUGCACGCCCACCAAGUGCUACUAUCUUGAUGCCGCCGACCGAUCGUGGCAAGAAGCCGACAAUUUCUGCACUAAUCUCAACCUCGUCCACACCUCAUCGGGAAAAAAGGACCCGUCUCUGCUUUUUAACGAUAACGAUCCAGAUUUUGAGGUCAUAGAGGGUCUGUUCUCACUGAAUAGAGAGGUGUGGAUCAACUGUAAGGGCAGUGGUUCUGGUGGCGCCCUUGUCUGUGACGUGGAUGGUACGGGGACCAGUCAUACUACCACGAAUUGGAACUCUGGUGAACCGGCUGGCGGAGUCAUCGCGUGUGUAGCUGUUGAAUUGAUUUCUGAGAAGUGGACAAGCCACGGGUGCCAGGAACACUAUCACACCAUAUGCCAUAUAAUACUCUAGAAAAGACAUACACUGCAAAAACCCUGUUUAAAAGCUGGUUGUUUAAAGGGGGAGUGAACUGUGUGUAGUCUCUCAUUGACUGUGUGUUAUAAAUACAUAGUCUUAAAGUAUACUUUUUCAGAUAUCUACUAAUACUUAAGAGAAAAUUGACCUCUAAUUGUAUUUCUAUAGAGAAAAUAAAAUGUUUUGAGAGGAAAAGUAAUUGUUGUGAUAGUUAUUAAUAAAACA
Lytechinus variegatus (green sea urchin) is the source of this 2688-nucleotide messenger RNA. RefSeq names its product hyalin-like. The coding region runs from base 1 to 2460 and encodes 819 amino acids. The transcript is spliced from 12 exons. Gene Ontology annotation, molecular function: calcium ion binding. The record is from RefSeq and is a predicted model, not a curated record. NCBI's taxonomy places the organism in Eukaryota, Metazoa, Echinodermata, Echinoidea, Temnopleuroida, Toxopneustidae.